Molecule: messenger RNA, 1085 nt
Organism: Talaromyces proteolyticus
Lineage: Eukaryota; Fungi; Ascomycota; Eurotiomycetes; Eurotiales; Trichocomaceae
Product: HSP20-like chaperone
Exons: 1
Coding region: 197-964 (255 amino acids)
Biological process (GO): protein folding; response to salt stress; protein complex oligomerization
Source: RefSeq, a predicted model, not a curated record
CUGGAAUGGCCCGGGAGGCUCUAGCUGAUUCUAGAAGGUACGGCGCGCUAGCCCGAAAAAGGUAUAUAUACUCUGGUUCGAUCAUGCGAUCUUCUCUUUCAUCUCUCAACCUCACGUCAGGAUAAUAAUUACUCCUUAAUCACCUACUAUAAUAAAUUCAAAGCAAAAACAUCAAGUCCAACACUCAACCAUCAAAAUGAUCUUCCGCGGUUGCGCUGCCCCAAAGGCCACUGCUUCCCGCCGUCUCUCAUCCUCACAGCCAUACCACAUCACUCGGCGGACAAUAACUCCACAGCGCUCAAUCUCCAUCGUCCCGCGAUCCUUCUUUCCUCCUUCGCAAUUCACCUCUUCUAGAGGUAGUCAUGGCGGGGAGUUCUCGUCUCUAUUCCGCCUCUUAGACGAUUACACCGAUCACAUCACCCACCGCUUCAAUGAUUCCUUUUUCCAGGGUGAAAGGCCCAACCAAGUGACCGGGUUUGCGCCAAAUUUUGAUAUCCGUGAGACCGAUGACGCAUACCACCUUGAUGGUGAUGUACCAGGAAUAGAAAAAGAUGGACUGCAGAUUGAGUUCGUGGACGAGAAGACAUUACAAAUCAAAGGACGCACCGAGCGCAGCUUUUCUUCUGGAAAUCCACCUGCAGAGUCUACAACAACUGUGACCGAUGUCAAUAUGGGAGACGCUGCUGAAAACACUAAUGAGCCAGCUGCAAAGACAUCUGAUACCACUGAUGCAACCGAAACCACCAAGGCAGUCGCCCAGCCAGCCGAGUCCACGGAAGUCGAGAACAAUAACGAGCGAUACUGGGUGUCUGAGCGAUCUGUGGGCGAAUUCAGUCGCACUUUCAGCUUCCCUUCACCGAUUGACCAAGAUGCCGUUAAAGCGAGCUUGAAGAAUGGUGUGCUGUCAAUUACAGUGCCGAAGAAGGUGAAUGAGGAAGCUGUGAGACGGAUUACCAUUGAGUAGUGUAAUAUUUUACGAAUUUGAUGUCUUCGCAUUCUAUGGAGUACUUCGUGGCAUGGAUUAUUUAAUUAUUUUUGGCCUAUAUUAGUAUCUUGCUAAAAUUGAAUAAAAGAAAUUAUAACAA